This is a messenger RNA of Olea europaea var. sylvestris, 1275 nucleotides long. RefSeq lists its product as uncharacterized. Bases 1 to 1275 code for a protein of 424 amino acids. The transcript is spliced from 3 exons. Lineage: Eukaryota; Viridiplantae; Streptophyta; Magnoliopsida; Lamiales; Oleaceae. The record is from RefSeq and is a predicted model, not a curated record. Gene Ontology annotation, molecular function: RNA-DNA hybrid ribonuclease activity; nucleic acid binding.
AUGGAACUUGCCAUCAAUCUCAAGCUUGAAAAUAUCAAAAUUUACAGUGAUUCCCAGUUGGUGGUUGGACAAAUUGAAGGGACGUUCAACAAGAAAGACGAGAAGAUGAGCUUAUACUGCUUGAAAGUGCAUGAUCUCCAAAGAAAGUUCAAGAGUUGUGAAAUUGUGAAAAUUACUCGGGCUGAGAAUUGUAAGGUCGAUGCCUUGUCAAGAUUGGUGUUCAUGGGAAUAGAUGGGCUUGAUAGGAUAGUCCACGUUAGAAUUGUAAUCGAACCAAGCAUCAAUCAAAUCGUAGGCGUCAUGGCUAUUGAUAAUGAGCCAUCGUGGAUGGAUCCAAUAGUGGACUUCAUAAAUCAUGGCAAUCUUCCAGAGGAUCCCCGAGCAGCAGGAAGCAUCCGGUCCAAAGCUCCAAGGUAUUGCAUGAUUGAAGGAGUUCUAUUUCGCAGAAGCCUCACACUUCCAUACCUCAGAUGCCUUAAGCCUUCCGAAUCAUCCCAAGCCCUAGAAGAAGUUCAUGAAGGAAUAUGUGGGAACCAUCAAGGAGCUCGGGCAUUAGACUUCAAGCUUAUAAGGUAUGGAUAUUAUUGGCCUACCAUGAAGAAAGACGCCCAAGACUAUGUUAAGAAGUGGGACAAAUUGAAGUUUGUGGCUGUGGCUGUAGAAUAUUUCACUACGUGGGUGGAGGCCGAGCCUUUAGAAACAAUUUUAGAGCCUAAGUUGAGAACUUUCAUUUGGAGGUCCAUCAUAUGCAGGUUCGGGAUACCGAAAGUCCUCAUAACUGAUAAUGGAUCGGAGGUGCAAGAGGUUCCUGGUCUGAUGAGUUAUCGUCCAUACUUUAGACGUAUAGAACGUCCCACAAAACCGCUACGGGGGAAACCCCCUUCAUGUUGGCUUUGGGUAUUGAGGCCACCAUACCUGUUGAAGUCAGGUUGCCCAGCCAAAGAAGACUUGAGCCCGAAGAUGCAAGGCACACCACUGAACAUCUCGACCACUACUGAACAUCUCGACCUCUUGGAAGAAGUUCGUGAUCAGGCAACUUUAAGAAUGGCCUCUUACCAAGAUAAAAUAGCAAAGUAUUUCAAUAAAAAAGUGAGGAUGCGUAGAUUCAGAGCCGCAGACCUUUUAUUAAGAAGAGCUGAAGCAGCAAAUUAUGCCCCGGGCAAGCUAGGACCAGUUUGGGAAGGACCCUUCGAAGUCAUACGACAGCUUCAAGGAGGUGCAUAUAGUUUAAGGGAUAUAUCAGAAAGACCACUUCCAAGACCAUGGAAUGCCUAG